GUUUUGUUAUUUUUUGUUAGAUGUGAAUAAAAGCGACUCUUUGUGACAUUCACUCGUAAAAAGCGGAGACAGUAUGCUGAAGGGACACCCUUUGUCCUCAAAAGAGACGGUUAUUAAGGCGGCACUAUGUAAUUUUUGAACAUUAAUUUGUUGAAAUGAUAGCUUACAAAUUGGGACAGUUUAGUCGUGUUGCGGUAGAUUGAGCGGGAUGUAAGGCAGCCGCAGCGGGAUUUAUGUUGUGUAUUAAUAAGUAUGCGCGAGAAAGCCUAUUUUGGCGUAUUAUUAUAAUCCAUGUGACGGUAGUGUUGGUGUAACGUAAUUAAUAACAGACAAUUGUACUCAGAGUGCUGGAAUGGAGUUUGUAUUUCUGCCUUCACAAAUACAAAUGUAAGGUACUAGCAGAGUGCAGUGAAACGACGAACAAAAUGUUGUGACAAACGUGCGAAACAAAAGGUGACUUAAAAAUGUGUCACCCAAAGAAUUUCCUAGACGUGACCAGCAGUAGAACAUUUUUGUUCAUAAUAGUGUUGCUUUCUCUAAAGCUGUGCAGUCCUCAGGACUUAAAUGAGGAGUUUGUGAACGAGGAUAGUAUAGAUACGUCUGAUAUUAGUAUAGUGCCAGUGAAAAAAGUGAAGUUUCCUAGGAAUGUAGGGGUGGCAACGCCCUGUAGGAUGAGCGAACUUCUCUGUGACACCGGUCAGUGUAUAUCUCUGGACAAGUACUGUAACGGAGAGGAUGAUUGCGGAGAUAAGAGCGACGAGCCCAAGUCCUGUACACCCUGCAACAGAACGUACAUGGGUGACGUGGGUCGUACAUACGAAUUAGAGGUCCGCAGGCCUCGAGAAGACCACCUCCCUUUCGUGUGCCACCUCAACUUUACCGCCAUGGGCGCCGACUAUGGCGACAUUAUACAGCUAACAUUUGAUACGUUCACGGUGGGUAAAUUCGUGUCGUUCACGUCGGAUGGCUGUCCGGACGGGCACAUGACGAUCGUAGAACGGUCUCCCUCCCCGCCCACGGGACAAUGGUGCGGCUCAGCCUGGGGUUACACCGUGUAUUUCUCAGAGUCUGAUUCUAUUAAUAUGACGCUAAGAUUAGACAGGCUAAGUCAACAGGGCGUGGGCUACAAUUUCGACUUCAAGCUGGCUUACAAGUUUUUAAGACGAAGUGAAGCGAGAUUACGGUACGGUAACGCAACUGUCGGCGCGUGGAGAGGAGAGAGGGUUCCAGGGACCUACUGCGACAGAAUACUGAGUGACUGCGACCUUCGGGCCUGUCGCAUCCAGUCGCCCAACUUCCCCGGCGUUUAUCCCCGCAACGCAACUUGUACAUACCGCAUCGAACAUACUAAGAUACCGGCAGAUAAACAUGUUUUACUAGCAGUAAGACAGACGAAUAGUCACAAAAUACAUAUCAAAGACCAAAUAGUGAAGUACGAUAGGAGUCAGCGUGUCUUAAAGAUUUGGGACCAAUGCAACGUCGUGCAAGAUUACCUCACAGUUUGGGACGGCCCCACUCGCGAUUCACCUGUGCUGGUGCGCCUUUGUGGUGGGGAUGCGGUCCCAGAUAUUGUGAGCCGAGGCCCCAAUAUGUUGCUCGAGUUUCAUACGUCGCCGUACGAUAAUCCGUUUCACCCGGUACCGUUGAGCUACCUGCCAGGAUUCGAGCUUGAAGUACAGGUGCUAUACGUGGAGAAGGAUUCACACUCGUACGUGCGUUCGGAUGGACGAUGCCGUUUCGUUUUACGCUCGUCAGACAAAACUAGUGGAGUAUUGAGGAAUCCAAGGCAUUCGUUGCCGCCGAACACGUCUUGUGUCUACUAUUUUCAGGGUCGCGCCAACGAGAUAGUUUGGGUGUCGUUUGUGAAGUACCAUUCGGCUGGAACGGAGCCGGCUGGCUUCGACCAGCAGAAAGACUGCUCGUCACAGCUAACGAUAUGGGAUGGAGCGGCGCCUGAUGCUGAUUUGGAUCGAAAGUUGGACAUGAGCGACAAGAAAUCCCGUCUCGGACUGUUUUGUCGCGAGGAGUCCCCAAGACUAUGUGACCAUGCGCUCCUUUCAAACGCGACCAGAGCAACGCGGCCAUGCGCCCCUUCUGAAAGCUACAUCACGACUGGAAACGCCCUCACUAUACUGCAAGAACUACGUCAGGGAUCCGCACUUUACCCAGUAUCGUUUGUCCUCCGGUACGAAUUUGUAGACGUUAGUGAACAAGGACAACCUUUGGUAGACUCACAAUCAGCCUGCGACCGAGUCUUCAAGUCUGCUCAGACCUAUUCAGGCAGAUUUCAAGCUCCACGUGCAAUAUUCUAUUAUGGAAGAGGUGGUGCACAAAACCUUACUUGCAUCUUAAGAUUCGAAGCUAAACAAGGAGAAAGAAUACAGUUGACCUUCACGAGCACUUACUUUGGAAAUAAAUAUUGUAAUACGCACAAAGACUCACGUACAAGUCGUUGGAAAUGCGAUAGGCCUGCGAAAAGAACCAUUGGGGGCGAAGGACUCGCGCAAAUUAUUAUAACAGAAUAUCCUUGGGAAGGAGUGCCGAUUCAAAGGGACUGCAUUUGUACUAAUAGAUCUGAACCUUUGAACGUACACACAUUAACUGCUCCAGUAGUCGAAAUUAACUUUACUGUAACGAUGAUGAACAUUACUGAAGAUUAUGACGAUUUUGCCUUUGAAGGUGAAUAUAAAUUUGUUCCUACUGGACCUGGUGAUGAGACCGUAUGUUCAACGGGAUGGGGUAAAAGACGACUAAGGGGUAGCAGUGGAGAAAUUAGACUAUUUGAUAAAAGGCAAAUUCCUGUAGCUCCUGAAAUAGUUGGAGACAGACAUGUAAUAUCAGAAAGUGUUAGAGCUGAAGUUGCGUGCGUUCAUAGACCUUGGCUCAUCGAACCUGGGGGUGAUGAAGUGACUCCUGUACAAGGAAGGUAUUUGUACGUUAAAGUUCCAGGGUAUGAAGUCACACCAGCUUCACCAUUCUGUAGCACUCCAAAUCGAUUGUAUAUUUACGAGGCACAUGAUACGUCGAAAUUGAGAGAAGUGUGUCCAGAUGGAGCAAAUGUAAUAGAAUUAUAUUCACCAGGAUGGAAAUCUUCGCAAACGACUUUAGAAACUUCUUUGAAACCUCAUGCUAGGAGCUACGUUAUUGAUUUUCUGCAACAUGAACAGGCUGAUUAUUCAAUCAAAUGGAUAGAGCUUAUGAAGAAGCCAUCUUUUGAUCACGACUCGGAGUCUAACACUAUACCUCCACCUGUCUCUUUGGAAUGCCGAUAUAGCUGUCCGGAGUUGAACGCCUGUAUUCCUAUCGCAUUAUGGUGUGACGGUAGCGCACACUGUCCAUCGGGUUAUGACGAAGACGACUCAAAUUGCUCGUUCAGGAUAUCUUUACCGCCACCGUACGUGGCUGCGGCAGCUGGAGUUGGUCUUCUUCUAUGUGCUAUUGCCGUUGCUCUGUGCGCAUGCAAACGACGACGAAGAAAAGACAAGGAGUUCAAAGCGCGACUUGACGGUGCAUUACCUCCUGAAGAAAGACCGUUUGAUCGCGCCAAAACAAACGGUGUUCCAGAAGCUGCGCGCCAAUACGCUACUGUUCAAAAGUAUGCCACGAUAGAUAAGUACAGCUUAAGUCAGAAGUACAGCGCAGGGUUGAACGACGCUCGUUACUACGACGAGGUAGCACAAAGGGAUAAGCUCGCGGAUACAAGGUACGCUAGUUUGGGUCGUGCUGGCCGAGGCAUGCGAGUCGACAACUCGAGAGGCAACGGCUCGAGAAGAGCGAUGCCUGAUUUGGGUUACCCGGAUUUAAAAGACGGUUUUUGUUGACCCUCCCCGGAUCUGAUAGAAACGACAGUUUAGCGCUUAGGACGUUAACAUUUAACAGAUUUCCUUUCGUAAUCAUUAGAUUGAAGACUGAAUUUGGCGAAAGUGCCUCCCCUAACAUUUUGAUCAAUAGAUAUUCAGAUUCGAAAUUGUACUGCAGACAUUGGCUUCUAUUGUUAAGUAAUUUGUUUUAUACCGAGACGAAGACUAUGACUUUGACUUUGUAGAAUAUUGUGUAAAUAAAUUAACUAAAUAAGUUUGGAUAGCAGGCGUCAGAUACUUAAUAUUCUUUGCAUCAAAUCUCACAGUAAUUUUAUUCUCAUCAAAUAACAUAUCUAAAUGUACAUAAAACGCUUGACAAUACGAUUUUAAGAUACAAAAUAAAAUCAUUUUAAAUUGUUUGUAGAAUGAGUGGUUAGUGACUGACUCUGAACAAUAGAAUAAUUGUCGGAAUUAAGUGUACACUGAACAUGUUAUUAAGUAACUUCAUAAUGUAUAUGGGUAUUUUCCUGCAUCAACAAUCCUAUUUUAAUAUUGGGUGAAACAGACAAUUGUUUGCUACGUUAUUAAUAUUUUUGUACCUUCAAAUAAAAACACAAAAUACCUUUUUUGAACUUUUUGCAAUGGCAAAAUAUGAUCAAUUUUACGAUUGCUUUUUUGUAUUACUUUUUUAUUCAUUCACUGCAAACAAUUGUUUUUCACCCUGACUCUACAUUGUAAUAACACUAGUCAUAAAAAAUGAAAAUGUGAUAUAGGUUGUAAAAAAUGUAGGUAUCUAAGCGUUCACAGAAUGUAUAACUUAAAUUAGUACUUUUCCUUUGUGUAUAAAAGUAAUUAAGGGUGUAACUAAUUAGAUAUUGACUGUAAAUAAAUUAUAGCAUAAGAUUUUUAAAGUCUGUAAUUAUUUCCAGGUAAAAGGAAGAUUAAAGUCAUUUCUAAAAAUUAA
Helicoverpa zea (corn earworm) is the source of this 4764-nucleotide messenger RNA. RefSeq lists its product as uncharacterized. The coding region runs from base 465 to 3821 and encodes 1118 amino acids. The record is from RefSeq and is a predicted model, not a curated record. Gene Ontology annotation, molecular function: protein binding. NCBI's taxonomy places the organism in Eukaryota, Metazoa, Arthropoda, Insecta, Lepidoptera, Noctuidae. The transcript is spliced from 13 exons. Gene Ontology annotation, cellular component: plasma membrane.